GCACAGGACAGCUGAUGCUGCAGGCAGAGGAAAUGAUUUCUUUCUUAAACUGAGUCUGCUGUCAGUGAAUUUGUUUAUCAAGCUGCACCAUGAGAAUGCUGACUGUGCCUACACUUGUUUAUGCCAUGUUGGCUCUGACUCCAGCUGCCGCAGUGAGUCACCUGGUCAAGAGGUCGGCAUCUUGUUCUGGUCGCUGGUCUGAGGUCAGUGGUCGCUGUUUCCAGUACAUUCCAAGGUCCUUGAGUUGGGCUCGAGCCGAGAGAAACUGUGAGUCUCUGGGUGGAAACCUGGCAUCUGUGCACAACAUCAUGGAGUACCAGGAGAUUCAGAGACUGAUAAUGACUGCCAGCUACGGUUACAAGGAAACCUGGAUUGGAGGCUCCGAUGCUCAGGAGGAGAACCAGUGGUUGUGGAGUGAUGGCACACCCUUCAUAUAUGUCAACUGGUGUCCCGGAGAGCCGAAUAACCACAUGGGCGAGCAGCACUGCUUAAGAAUAAACCACGCAGCUCAAAAGUGCUGGGAUGACUUUCAGUGCCACACUCCGAAACCAUCCGUCUGCGCCAAGAAAAUCUGAAGAUGAGCUGAAGGCUCUAUAUCUGCAUUUGCAUCUUUGUUGUAGUUCUAUUGCUGCCAUGCAACUGAAGGAGCAAAGCAACAAAUAACAGAAACGGGAGGUGGAUUAUUUCUUUUGAAUCUUUCAUAAGGUAAAACUGAAUGUGGCAUGAAAAGAAUGCUUUUAGCACAGCUUUAUUCUGGAAAUUAAAAUCACUUCUUUGUGCAAAAAUAAAAGACUAAAGCAUUUAAA
This is a messenger RNA of Amphiprion ocellaris (clown anemonefish), 806 nucleotides long. Its product is annotated as ladderlectin-like. Gene Ontology annotation, molecular function: signaling receptor activity. Lineage: Eukaryota; Metazoa; Chordata; Actinopteri; Pomacentridae. The record is from RefSeq and is a predicted model, not a curated record. The coding region runs from base 90 to 575 and encodes 161 amino acids. The transcript is spliced from 5 exons.